This is a messenger RNA of Spinacia oleracea (spinach), 1261 nucleotides long. RefSeq lists its product as uncharacterized. The transcript has 3 exons. The coding region runs from base 283 to 1149 and encodes 288 amino acids. Lineage: Eukaryota; Viridiplantae; Streptophyta; Magnoliopsida; Caryophyllales; Amaranthaceae. The record is from RefSeq and is a predicted model, not a curated record.
UUCUGAAAUCCUAAAUCUAACAUGGUAUCAGAGCAGUGUGCUCGUUUCUGAAAAAUUCCGCAGAAAUUUUCAGUUGUUUUCAAUUGUUUCUGAUCUUUUCUUCUCUGAGAAAUCGAUUUGUUCUUCUCACUGUUUGAGAAAUUGUUCAAAUACCUGCUGAUUGCUUCAAUUCUGAGUUGAUAUCUUCGUGUUUUGAUCUGGAAAUUCGUAUUGCAAUUGUUUGCUUGUUGAUCAAGUUUCUACAACAUUCAUUUCUGAGAUUUCGGUUUUUGAUCAUUGAAAAUGGAAAACGAAAAUCAUAGCCAGAGAAGAUCAACUUUGCCUCCUAAUCAAGAUCCUGCAAGCAUCUUCUACAUUCAUCCAUCUGAUGCAAAUUCAGUGCAGCUGAUUUCAUUCAAGUUCAAUGGUGAAGGCUACACAAGCUGGAAGAGGUCUAUGCUGUUGGCCUUGUCUGCAAAGAACAAAAUAGGUUUUGUUGAUGGCAGCAUUGAGAAGCCAGAUCCUGGAUCACUUGAAUGCAAGGCUUGGGAGAGGUGCAAUGAUCUGAGACAGCAAGAAAAAAUGGUAAUGCAGUUCAUGAUGAAGCUGACUGAUCAGUAUGCAACUAUAAGAGGCAAUGUUUUGAUGGUGCCAGAAUUACCAAAGGUUUCAGAAGCUUACAGGCUCUUUGCACAGGAAGAAAGACAUCAAGAAGUUUCUCAUACAAACAACUCUUCAGAACCAGUUGCUUUUGCUGCUGAGAAAAGAAGGUUUGGGGGAGACAAUUGGAAUAAUAGAAACAAAUCACAGGCAACUGGUUAUCAAAGAACAGGUGCUAAUAAUAAGCAAGGGAGAACAGGUGCAAAUUACUUCUGUACCAAUUGUCAAAUUCCAGGGCACAACAUUGAGAGAUGUUUUAAGAUAAUUGGAUAUCCACCUGGUUUUCAGUCUAAAGAACACAGAACUGCUGCAUUAUCUCAUGAUAAUCAUUCUGGUGUUGAACCACCACCAUUGCCAAAACCAGAAGCCACUCCAGCAAUCACAGUAGAUCAGUAUCAGCAGUUGAUGAGCUUAUUAACUAAACAACAACAGAAUGCAGGAGCUGGAACUGUCAAUCAAACCAACAAUCUAGCUAUGAUGGCAGAAAGGGAGUUUGAUUCCUCUUGGUGAUGUCAGUUCUAGACUAUACAAUGUUGGGGAACAAGUACCACCAAAAACAACUUCUGAGCAGUCUCAUACAUGCAACACAGGUUGCUUAUCAGUUGUAGAUAAUGCUAAGUUG